This is a messenger RNA of Penaeus monodon (black tiger shrimp), 857 nucleotides long. Its product is annotated as glycerol-3-phosphate acyltransferase 4-like. Gene Ontology annotation, cellular component: endoplasmic reticulum. The record is from RefSeq and is a predicted model, not a curated record. Gene Ontology annotation, molecular function: glycerol-3-phosphate O-acyltransferase activity. Lineage: Eukaryota; Metazoa; Arthropoda; Malacostraca; Decapoda; Penaeidae. Gene Ontology annotation, biological process: triglyceride biosynthetic process.
GACAGAUGUAAAAAGUAAUAGUGCUUUUAUAAGGGUGUGUGUUUCUGUCUUUUAUAUAUAUUUUCAAAGUGAGAAUAUAUUUGUGACUUGAUAUCUAAGCCUACAACAUGGAGCUGAUGUACAAUGUCUUAUUGGGGAUUUAUGUCUCAGUCUUUCUUAUGUUAGUGAUAUUGGCCUCCUUACAUGAGCAUCUUAACCUGCGCAAGCUUUACACUGAAAUCCUGCUCAAGCUCUUUGCCUUUGGUCAAGAGCGUGUAGAGCGAAAACGAUUCAAGGCAAGUAGCAGUGAGACAGAUGAACCCGACUCCCCAGUAGACGAAGGAAAGAGACCCGUCCUCUCACCAGACAAUCCUCAGGCUCUGGGAAUCAGGGAUGAUAUCAAGGGGUUCCACCUUGACAAUGUCCUUGAGUACAUAACUGCAGGGAUGGUGGCUAUCAUGGAUGAUUCCCUUACCAAGUGUUUUGAGCCAGAGGAGCUGCCUGUCUGGAACCUUCUCUCACGCACCAACAACAGAGCAUAUGAAUUUGUCUCCUUCCGGCUAACCAUGUGCUGGAUCCUUGGAUUCUUCUUUAGGUACUUUGUCCUCCUCCCACUGCGAUUGAUCAUCCUCUUGAUUGGGAUUCUACUGCUGUGCAUCUCCAUGACCUUUGUGGGUAUCUUUCCUGAAGGCAAAGUCAAGCGCUGGAUGAAUGGCAAGCUGCUUGUGUUCUGCUUUGAUUUCAUUGCUGGCUCACUGUCCCUUGUAGCCACCUUCUACAAUGAAGAGAACAAGCCAAAGAAUGGGAUUGCUGUUGCCAACCAUACAUCUCCCAUUGAUUCCUUGGUUUUGGCGACCAACAACUGCUAUGAUAUGGUU